CGGUGUCCGACUGAAGCAUCGCACUGUACACCGUCUUCUCUGUUUAUAUCGUAUAACUGUUUACAAAACAUUGCGGGAAACAACAGGGGUUUCGCUUUAGGUUUAAAUGUGAACUCAGUUAACCCGGGACGAAGUUUUUGGCUAUAUUUCCUUGGAUCACAAGCGCCUUUUCUUCUAUCCGGAUGAAAGGAUCCCUACCGCAUUUUUGUUUCUGCAACGUGGACUGUAAGCUCUACACGGGAGACGGGAGAGCCGUACUAUCGGAAUAAAACUACUGUUGUAAACCAAGAAAACACGAAGAACACAAACGUCGUAGGCCUGUGGUGGAUAUCCUCAAAGGAAUGUUGCUGUCCAAGCUCAAUUCUCUGGCCCACAUCUCCACUGUUGACAUGCCGGCGAAAAUCCAGCUCCAAGUUCAUCAAGUGAAGGAGAAGGAGCCUUUCGAGAAGCUGUAUCAGGUCGGCGCGGUGCUGGGCAGCGGCGGCUUCGGCACUGUCUACUCCGGUACAAGGAUAACCGACGGAGCUCCGGUCGCUGUCAAACAUGUGGCCAAGGACAGAAUCUCCGACUGGGGAGAGCUGCCUAAUGGCUCCCGGGUCCCUUUGGAGAUUGUGCUGUUGAAGAAAGUAGGGACGGGCUUCCGUGGCGUUAUCAAAAUGCUAGACUGGUUCGAGCGACCGGACAGCUUCAUCAUCGUGAUGGAGAGGCCCGAAAACGUCAAGGACCUGUUCGACUUCAUCACGGAGAAAGGUGCCUUACCGGAGGAGCUCGCGCGGAGCUUUUUCCGCCAGGUGCUGGAGGCUGUGCGGCACUGCCAUAACUGCGGCGUGGUGCACCGGGAUAUCAAAGACGAGAACAUUCUCAUCGACCUCCGCACCGGAGAGAUGAAGCUUAUUGACUUCGGAUCUGGAGCCCUGCUCAAAGACACCAUAUACACAGACUUUGAUGGCACAAGAGUGUACAGCCCACCGGAGUGGAUCAAAUAUCAUCGCUAUCAUGGACGCUCUGCCACAGUUUGGUCCCUGGGGGUCUUGCUGUAUGACAUGGUGUGUGGGGACAUUCCAUUUGAACACGACGAGGAGAUCACAAGAGGACAGGUCCUUUUCCGGAGGAGGAUCUCCACAGAAUGCCAGCAGCUGAUCAAGUGGUGUCUGUCUCUGCGGCCAGCUGACCGUCCAUCCUUCGAGGACAUCGUCAAUCACCCGUGGCUGCAGAGCACGUCCUCCUCUGUAGUCCCGUCCACGGUGCAGACAGAGAAGACGAACACGGAGAUCAGGCUGCACAGCAUCAGCCACGAGCCCGCAGCCUUCACGCCCACCCCUGUGGCUGUGGCUCGGUGAUGGAGGCAAACAGGGCUGCUCAGGUCUGAACUGGACCGCACUGAUCCAAGAGGCUAUUACAAAAGACUUAUGUAACCGACUUGAAGCAGAGAGGAGGGGAGCGGUCCUGACACUGGUGAGAGCAAUGUGUAAAGGACUACCCACAGAGAAAAAACCCAGGUCAUGACAAAACCAUCAUGUCUUUUUUCAACCUGGCAGGACAGACCCUCUCCACCCCAAUUACAUGACUUUCCCAGCCGUUGACUGGCGUCGGUAGGAGGGCAUGCUCUGUAUGCACAGACACCUGCGUUGAGCAAAUCCAGUACACGCACUCGCUGUUUCUGCUGAAUGAACAGUCUGCGCUGUACUCUGCUCUCUCUCUCCCUCUGUUCUCUCUGUCGCAGCAGGAUGGGAAGAGCAGAGGCGUUGGCAAAGAGGAGCGUUGAUUCUCAACAACAACAAGAAAAAGUGCCUUCUGUGAGAUUGUUGGAGGACCCUGAAAAUACUUGAAUUCGUGAAAGCAAAUAAGGCUCUUCUUCUCAGAGACAUUUUUGCUCCUUACUCCGUACAAAGGCUUUAUAUUGUUCAUUGCUGUUUUUUCCUCUCAUGGGCCUAGAUCAGUAAAGCCUAUGUCAUUUUACAACCACUGCUAUCACUACGUCUAGUACUCCAAUGUCAUUAGCAACCAGACAACCUCAUAGCUCCGGCUGCAGCAAACCUGUGCAAACGAAUCAUAAAAAAGAAACACUGGACUUACCUCACUCUAUUUACUACAGCAUCCACCUCUACUCUACAACCUCCACUUCCUCUUCUUCUCUUGUUGUACUGUAUACAACACAAGGUUCACAUCCACCGGAAUGCACACCACAAUGCAAACGUAACCAUACCGAAAUACAACAUCCUCUGCUCUUCACUUUUCAAUUUUUUUUAUUUUAUUUUAUUUUUAUGUUUAAACAGUGCCUCACACAGGUCUUACAAUUCGGUGGGUCAAGAAUUGUAAAUAAUAAUGAUAUUUAUUAUUGCUGUGACUUCUUUCUCACACUCAAUGAGCGCAGAAUUUAUUUAUUUAUUUAUGAGAGAAUUUCGGCUGUCUGUAUUGUAUUUCAUUCCACAGUCACAUAAGGGCCCACAGAUUAUUUAAAAGAAACAAAGACGAGAUGAAUUUUUUUUUUUUUGUAAACCAUAUUUAUGGCUUGGAAUUUGAAAAGAGCAGAUGUGUUUGUGGGUAUGUUUGUGUAUGUAAUAUACAUAACGUGUAAAUAGUCCCAAAAGCACUUCCAUCUUAAUGUAUCUAAACAUUGAACGUCUACUGAUGGUAACUGGUUUUGUCACGCUGUUGUCUGCUGUGUGAGCAAAUGAAUUUCGAAUGUUGGGUGUGUGUGUGUGUGUGUGUGUGUGCGCGUGCAAAUGUCAUGUUUGUGUGUGAGAUGUGAAAAUGAGAAAACUUCUAGUUUGAAUGCAGCUUGGAUUGUUGUUUUUUCAUCCAUUCAAAUUAGAAUUGUAAAUUAUGUUAGAAACUAUUUUUAUACGAUUUCAAUAAAUAUUUUUUUAACAA
Molecule: messenger RNA, 2874 nt
Organism: Perca fluviatilis (European perch)
Lineage: Eukaryota; Metazoa; Chordata; Actinopteri; Perciformes; Percidae
Gene: pim1
Product: Pim-1 proto-oncogene, serine/threonine kinase
Exons: 6
Coding region: 342-1340 (332 amino acids)
Biological process (GO): protein autophosphorylation; negative regulation of apoptotic process
Cellular component (GO): cytoplasm
Molecular function (GO): ATP binding; protein serine/threonine kinase activity
Source: RefSeq, a predicted model, not a curated record